This is a messenger RNA of Syngnathoides biaculeatus (alligator pipefish), 1066 nucleotides long. RefSeq names its product SEC22 homolog A, vesicle trafficking protein (gene sec22a). Gene Ontology annotation, biological process: endoplasmic reticulum to Golgi vesicle-mediated transport. The transcript has 7 exons. NCBI's taxonomy places the organism in Eukaryota, Metazoa, Chordata, Actinopteri, Syngnathiformes, Syngnathidae. The record is from RefSeq and is a predicted model, not a curated record. The coding region runs from base 227 to 1066 and encodes 279 amino acids.
GAGACAGGUUCCUGUGAGUUUUCCCAUCAUGCUCUGCGAAUGGGCCACGUCCGCGUCUCUGACCUCACACCAGUCCAACCAGAUUCAUCUUUAGCAGCAGCGCAUGGGCUAAAUGGAGCAGCGUGUUGUCAAAUUUCUGCACGUUGAUCCACUUUAAACGAUUCCAACAUACCCGUGAUGCUGAUUCAUCUCUUCAGGACGCCCGUGUCUGGAUCGUCUCGCUGAGAUGUCGAGCGUUCUGUUCGCCUCGGUGGUGCGCGUGGGCGACGGCCUGCCACUGUCGGCGUCGACCGACUACGAGCACGACCGGGAGCUGCACGACACCAGGAAACACCUGAAAGCUCUCUCCAAGAGGCUGCCGCACUUCCCCGACAGAUGCACCUUCGCCAGCGGGCCCUACAACGUCAAUUUCAUUAGCGCACUGGGGGUGUGUUACAUGAUGGUGUGUCUGUCGAGUUAUCCCAGCGUGUUGGCCUUCUGCUUCCUGGACGAACUGCAGAAGGAGUUCCUCGUCACCUACGACGGCAAACGCGUCGCCGCCGCCGUCCGGCCUUACUCCUUCAUACAGUUCGACGUGGUGAUCCAGCGCACAAAGCAUCGCUACAACAGCCCGCGCUCCCUGUCCACCAAGAUCAACAUGGCCGACAUGCAGACGGAGCUCAAGCUGCGUCCUCCCUGCCGGCUGACCCUCGACGACAUCCAGACUAACGCUAACGGCUUCUCGCCCUCGCGCUCGUCCGCCAAGUACAAGGGCAUCACCCCCACUCAGACUCUGGAGCCCGUGACGCUUCCCGGCGCCGUGUCGUGCGUCCUCAGCGUGCUCUGCGGCGGACUCAACCUGCUGCGCGGCGUCCACGCCAUCGAGAGCGUCCUGCAGGACGAGGACGAGGACUUCAGCUACGUGAUCGCCUUCUUCCUGGGCACGGCCGCCUGCCUCUACCAGUGCUUCCUGUUUGCGUACUUCUCCGUGUGGCGGAACGUCAAGUCGUUCCUGGCCCUGGGCCUGGUGUGCGUGUGCAACAUGUGUGGCAGAUCUUGUUCCACGUGGCCGUCGCCGCCUGCAUGA